Macrosiphum euphorbiae (potato aphid) is the source of this 405-nucleotide messenger RNA. The record is from the annotation of a GenBank genome assembly. NCBI's taxonomy places the organism in Eukaryota, Metazoa, Arthropoda, Insecta, Hemiptera, Aphididae.
AUGACGGCGUGUAGUGGCGGUGGUUCGUGCGCGCCGCGGCCUUUGGUCUUUCACACGUUUUCACGGACGGGCGGCGGGGCGCCGGGAUCGGACGUCGGCGGCGGUGAUGAUGAUGAUGAUGAUGACGAUGACGACGGUGAUACUGAUAAUGAUAUGGGUACUACGAGUGCACCGCGCCGGGGAGUGACGACGACGAUCGGUCCGCUACGCGAAACUCGGUACGCCGGAUACUGUUGUACUGGCGUUGGAUCUACGCGUCCGAUGCGCCGUUCUACUGGAUCCGCGGCAUCGCGACGAGUGGAAAAAUUCGACGGCGGCGCCGAUAGCGAUAUGUGCACAGUGCACACCACACAAACACAACGGUUCCCGGUCGGUCGGUCGCGGUCGCGGUGCAGGAAAGAAUAG